AUGGACGAAUACACUAUUGAAUAUAUCCUGGAGGCUAAGCGCCUGUCUGAGAAGGACGGUAGCAACUUUUCAGGCCAGUUACCCCCAGAGAAAAAGGAUUAUACUCAAUAUGAGUAUAAGAUCAAAUGGGAAAACUAUCCCAUGUCUGCAGCAACGGCUGAGAAGAUCGACUCGUUUCUACCGACCGAUACGGACCCACGGUCGUCUUUGCACUUUGUCGACGAUUUCUGGGCACAAGCUGAUCUGCAAGGGUUCACCCACAAGGAGAUUCUUCCAGGCACGAUAAUUCAAUUGUCUGGUUGGAUCCUCGAUCUGCAGAAAUGCAGCACGCUGCCGUAUCACGGACCCGGCACCACGCUGCCAAAAGCACAUUCCCCUGCUUCGGCACGUCCAAGCCAGCCAGCCCAUAAGCGUGAAAAGUUGAACGCAAAGGUUCAAAGCCUCUGGACCUACUUGAUAGAACAUUGGCCAGACAAGGAAGGGCAACCAGAUGUCCUCUUUGAGGUCAGGUUCAGCCUUACAGAUUGUCCUGCUGUUUGGCUGCUAUUCAAGAGGCAUAUUCCGCAAUAUUUGUCGUAUUGUCAAAAUAAAGGCGCAACACAAAACUUUAAAAUCAUCGGGGAUCUCUAUAGCAAGCUGCAAAAGGAGGUCGAAGAAUGUGGAGUUUUCGAUUCGCACCUUUUGCAAGGCAUGUACGAUUCUUUCAUUGCGGCAAUCGACCGUGUAGUGGCUCCGAUGCCCGGCCUGGAGUAUGCUCUGAGGAUGUCUGAUGAAGCUCGGAAAGCACUUCAAGCAUCGUAUCGAACUGGGAAAGCUCUUCGAAAACAGGCCAUUGAAGUACCUGUGCCAAGAUAUUCCGAUGGACCUCCUACAGACCACAACAUGGUUGAAAAUAACUUGUUGCUUGAGCAAGGCAUUGAAAGUGGUGCCUUGAAGUGCGACAAGGUGGUGUGUUUGGACGGCUAUAAUCGGGUGCUUGCACCCCCGCCAGGAAAGGCCUACGCGAUUAUGUUUUGUGAACAGCAACCUUCUGAGGGCCCAAAAGACUAUUUUGGCUUUGUGGUUUACAAUGCUGGAGACUUCAGCAAAGCAUUUGGUACUUCCGACAAGCUUACCCUGGCUGAACAAGAGACAGUUCAGCAUAACAUACAGUUCAGUUUUUGUUUGGUUUUAUGGAAUGGUGUCAUGGUCAAAAGCACCGGUCUCCAGCAGGUGUCUGGCCACAGAUACCAGAAUUUGCCAAGCAUUGAAGAUAGCAUUUCCUCCAAUCUCAAGAUCCGUACAAGAAUUGAUCACCAGAAAAUCCUACAUGAUCAAAUGAAGGAGUAUCAUGCAUUGGGACAGGCAAAAGACUUUGAGUUCAUGCGAGGCCUACAUGCUCCGUUUGCAAAAGAACAGAUGGCUAUCGCUACUGAGUACCAACUGUUGAACGCUUUGGGACGACCAGACACCUCUAGUUUUGCCACUUAUGGAUAUGGUGCUGGCCAACACAUUGAUAAAGACGAGUCGGUGAGCUUUGGCUACGUCACCAAGAGGUCUUCCAAGGUUCCUCGCAGCGAGUCUAACUUUGUUUGGGGAGAUCACAAGUUGAUUGUUGAGCUUGCAGAGGGUGCACGCUGGAUCUGGAGGGCAUCUCAAGACCGGCAUGGAUCUACAGCCAAUAGUGUGGCACUCUCCAAUCCUGACAACUGGAGGACCAUGUGCAAGAAGGAUCCUGAAGCCUGUCAAUGGACGAGAGUAUCCACAAUUCCAAGACGUGUGGUCAUGGCAAAGUAG
Pleurotus ostreatus (oyster mushroom) is the source of this 1776-nucleotide messenger RNA. RefSeq lists its product as uncharacterized. Bases 1 to 1776 code for a protein of 591 amino acids. The transcript is spliced from 14 exons. The record is from RefSeq and is a predicted model, not a curated record. NCBI's taxonomy places the organism in Eukaryota, Fungi, Basidiomycota, Agaricomycetes, Agaricales, Pleurotaceae.